Messenger RNA from Cooperia oncophora, 423 nucleotides. NCBI's taxonomy places the organism in Eukaryota, Metazoa, Nematoda, Chromadorea, Rhabditida, Trichostrongylidae. The record is from the annotation of a GenBank genome assembly.
AUGGUAAAAUCGUCCAGGGAUUCUGCUGUCCCUUCACCUGGUGAAACUCGUCCGAUAUGCUGUCCAACAACGCCGUGCAUCUCUUUGGAGGACGUUUACCACGACGGACAAUGUUACCCAACAGCUUACUACGGUGAUAGCUGUCAUAUAUCUGCUCAAUGCUCUCCAUCUCGCAACUCAACCGAUGAAUUCUCGGAAAACUCACCGUUGGAAUGUGUCAAAGGUGUUUGUGCCUGUCGCGCUGGGUAUAGUCACAUCGAGGGCGAAUGUAAACGAGUAAUGUGCACAGUCGGUCUACGUGGUGAGCCAUCAGUGGACAGGAACAAUCAGCUGAUUCGGUGUACUCGAUCUGAUGACUGCUCCCAAGGGCAGAUGUGUGAUCCGAAUACGCAUGUCUGUUGCAAGGGCACGAAUAGUGAGUGA